AGGAAGGAGGAGGGGAACAUGGAGUGGUGAAAUAUGCUGAUCCAAAAACGAAGGCGAGUAAAUUCCAAGCUGAACAGAGAGAUGGAUUGUGAAUCGGCGACAAGGGAUGACGACGAGUCACUUCUUGGGAAGAUAAAAGCCAAAAGCAAACCAGCUCCUCCUAGUUUCUCUGAGUCGUACGGCACCUGUUUCAAGCGAUGAAUUUACUGAUGGAGAUAAACCUCCAGCUUCCUCCUUCGUUUCUCUGAACAACCAAUCCAACAAUUUCACUUCAAUCCUUGCGGAUACACUCAUGGAGAAUAGUCGGGGAGGAGGAAGAGGGAUGGCGGCGUUUUCGUCCUCGGCGGAAAGCAAUACCAGGGCUCGUCCGAGCAAUACAGCUAGCACCGACAACAGAGCUGCGGCACUUGUGCAAUACAAUGCUGAUGCUGGGCUUUUGAACAAGUUUGAGCAAUCGGAUGCCUCUGGUGAGUCUUUUAACUAUUCGAGAUCAGUUCUUGAAGCUCCACAGUCUGUACCUGAAGAACAAAUUACUGCUUAUCUGUCUAAGAUUCAGAGGGGUGGAAUGGUUCAGCCGUUUGGUUGUUUGCUUGCGAUUGAAGAAUCUAGUCUUAAGAUUAUUAGCUAUAGUGAGAAUUGUUUUGAAUUAUUGGGGAUAAAUGAUCAGUUUGAGUCGGCACCGGGGAAGGGUCUAAUUGGGGUUCAUAUAAGAGCUCUGUUUACGCCUUCCUCCGGUGCUUCUUUGGCUAAAGCGGCUUCAUCCAGGGAGAUUUCGCUGUUGAAUCCUGUUUGGGUUUAUUCUAGGAAUACCCAGAAGCCAUUUUAUGCCAUACUGCAUAGGAUUGAUGUGGGGAUUGUAAUUGAUUUGGAGCCUGCACGGUCUGUUGAUCCUGCACUGUCGCUUGCCGGCGCCGUGCAUUCGCAGAAACUUGCGGUUCGAGCCAUUUCCAGGUUGCAGGCUCUACCUGGUGGUGAUAUUGGUGUUUUAUGUGAUACGGUUGUGGAAGAUGUUCAGAAGCUUACAGGGUAUGAUAGAGUGAUGGUGUAUAAGUUCCAUGAUGAUGAACAUGGUGAAGUAGUGUCAGAAAUCAGAAGGUCGGACUUGGAGCCAUAUCUCGGUUUGCACUAUCCUGCCAUUGAUAUACCCCAAGCUGCUCGUUUCUUGUUCAAGCAGAACCGCGUUAGGAUGAUUUGCGAUUGCCACGCGAAGCCUGUGCAGGUCAUUCAAAGUGAUGAGCUAAAGCAGCCUCUUUGUUUGGUUAAUUCAACACUUCGAUCACCACAUAGUUGUCAUUUGCAGUACAUGGCAAAUAUGGGUUCCAUAGCCUCAUUGGCAAUGGCAGUAAUCAUGAACAGUGAUGACUCUCCAACAAGGUUAUGGGGCCUGGUAGUGUGCCACCAUACUUCACCACGAUAUGUCCCUUUCCCACUUCGUUAUGCUUGCGAGUUUCUCAUGCAGGCUUUCGGGCUGCAACUUUAUAUGGAGCUUCAAUUGGCAUUACAAAUAACAGAGAAAAAGGUUCUCAAGACACAAACCUUACUCUGUGACAUGCUCCUCCGAGGCUCCCCUUAUGCAUUGCUGACCCAGUCACCUAGUAUAAAGGAUCUCGUGAAGUGUGAUGGCGCUGCAUUGUACUAUCAGGGGGCAUGCUGUCUACUAGGUGUAACUCCAACUGAAGCCCAAGUUAAAAACCUUGUCGAGUGGAUACUCAAUAACCAUGGAGAUUCUACAGGACUGAGCACGGAUAGCUUGGCUGAUGCUGGCUAUCCCGAAGCUGCUUCACUAGGUGAUGCAAUAUGUGGUAUGACUGCUGCAAGAAUUAGUUCAAAAGAUUUCUUAUUCUGGUUCCGUUCCCAUGCCGCAAAAGAAAUCCAAUGGGGAGGAGCCAAGCAUCAUCCAGAUGAUAAGGAUGAUGGUGGAAGAAUGCACCCAAGGUCAUCAUUUAAAGCAUUUCUUGAAGUUGCAAAGAGUAAAAGUAUGUCAUGGGAAGCUCAAGAAAUAAAUGCCAUUCACUCAUUGCAGCUUAUUAUGAGGGAGUCUUUCUCGAGCGCUAGAGACAGUGAUUCGAAGGCAGAAAUGUCUGUCCAGCAGAGUGAUACUGUGUCUCAGGACAUCGGCGAACUCAGUUCAGUAGCUUGUGAAAUGGUUAGAUUAAUUGAAACAGCAACCGCUCCAAUUUUUGGGGUUGACUCAACUGGUGUGAUCAAUGGAUGGAAUGCUAAAAUAGCUGAACUCGUAGGAUUACAAACUGGAGAAGCUUUGGGGAGAUCUCUGGAUGAAAUCGUUCAUGACGAUUCACGUGGAACUGUUGGAAAUUUAGUUCUUCAUGCUCUGCAAGGUGUGGAAGACAAAAAUGUGGAGUUAAAACUGAGAAAGUUUGGAACUGAUAAAGAAAACUCUGCUGUGUAUAUUGUAGUUAAUGCUUGCACAAGUAGGAAUUACACAAAUAAAGUUAUUGGGGUUUGCUUUGUUGGGCAAGAUAUAACGUCGGAGAAGGGCAUGAGGGAUAGAUUUAUCCGUCUGCAGGGAGAUUAUAGGACAAUUAUUGAAAGUCUGAGUCCAUUGAUUCCACCAAUUUUCGUUUCGGACGAGAAUGGUUACUGCUGUGAAUGGACUGCUGCCAUGGAGAAGCUUUCUGGUUGGAGUAAAGAUGAAGUUAUAGGAAAAAUGCUUGUAGGGGAGAUUUUUGGGAACUUCUGUAGGUUGAAAGAUCUAGAUACCCUCACUAGGUUUAUGAUCCUAUUAUAUCAAGGCAUUGGUGGUGAACAAACUGAGAAGUUUCCAUUAGGAUUUUUCAAUAAGAAUGGUAACUAUAUGGAGGUGCUUUUAACAUCAAACAAAAGGACUGAUGCAGAAGGAAAUGUCAUUGGUUGUAUCUGUUUCCUGCAAGUUGUUGAGCCAAACUUGCAAGGGGUCUCUGAAGGACUCGGCCUGGGCGAAAGACGGGGCAAUUUGCAGCUUAAGGAGUUGACUUACUUAAAGCGGGAGAUGAAAAAUCCUUUAAAUGGCAUCAAAUUUACUCAUGAACUCCUUGUAAAUUCUGGCAUUACAGACAACCAGAAACUCUUCCUUGUUACUAGUGAUGCGUGCGAGAGACAGAUCAUGGCGAUCAUUGAGGAUAUGGACUUCAGAAGUUUAGAAGUGGGCCAAGUACAGAUAAACAGAGACGAGUUUGUCCUCGGGAGUGUUCUGGAUGCAAUUAUCUGUCAAAUCAUGAUUGUUGUCAGAGAGAAGAACAUACAACUUUUUCAUGAAAUUCCAGAAGAAAUCAAAGUGUUAACUCUUUGUGGCGAUCAAAUUAAACUUCAGCUGGUUUUAUCAGAUUUCUUACUUAGCGUAGUGCAGAACACGCCUGCUCUGGACGGUUGGGUUGAAAUCAAAAUUUCAGCUGGUUUGAAGCUUAUACAAGAUGGAAAUGAACAUAUUCACUUGCAGAUCAGAAUGUCACAUCCAGGUCAAGGUCUGCCUCCUGAACUAAUCCAAGAUAUGGUUGGAGGAGGACAACAGUGGAGUUCAGAGCAAGGCCUCGCCCUAAAUCUGUCACGCAGACUUCUCAAUAAAUUGAACGGUAAUGUCUGCUACGUUAGAGAGCAAACUAAAUGCUACUUCCUCAUUGAUCUCGAACUCAAGUUAAGGCGCUCGAGGGGGUCGCUGGAAGCCACUACAAGCCAAAGGACUUGAGUAUCCUUUCACUUCAAAUCAUAUCAAGAAAACAUGUUCAUAUCAAGAGCAGCAUUGGACAGUGCUGAAAUCCAGCAGAGUCCCAGCACAUUCAUGUCACCUUGCAUACAACCAGUCCUACACACGUUGCGAUGCUAAGCGUGAUUUCGUGUUAGAUUGUAUUCGAUUUGACGAGUCGGAUGUAGGUAGCCCUGUCUGCAUUUUUGGUUGCCGUUGCUGGUGCAUGUUUCAGCAAUGUGGCGAUGUAUAUGAAACAUGCGGUUUUGUUCUGUUUUGUUAUGGACGUGAAAGCCAUAUAUUGUAAUAUUUGAGAACUGUGCUUAUUUUGACAUAUCGAGGGCCAACCCAUUUCUCCUUUUGCUUAAUGGGGUUUUGAUUA
Messenger RNA from Cucurbita moschata (crookneck pumpkin), 4061 nucleotides. RefSeq names its product phytochrome E-like. Lineage: Eukaryota; Viridiplantae; Streptophyta; Magnoliopsida; Cucurbitales; Cucurbitaceae. Gene Ontology annotation, molecular function: photoreceptor activity; protein homodimerization activity; phosphorelay sensor kinase activity. Gene Ontology annotation, biological process: regulation of DNA-templated transcription; red, far-red light phototransduction; detection of visible light. The transcript has 4 exons. The coding region runs from base 293 to 3682 and encodes 1129 amino acids. The record is from RefSeq and is a predicted model, not a curated record.